AUGGCAUCUUCAACAUCGCCCGCGUUAACGGCAGAGCAGACUCAGUCUCAACCCAGUGUCCCAGGGACCGAAGAAAACAAGCAGGAAAAAGAACAGACUCCAGUUUCUACAACGCCAGCUCCACACCAACCAACCCCCGAAAACAAAGACGACGAUGAAUCAGACUUUGAUGAGUUGGACGACGUCCUCGAUGACUUCAAACCCAAACCGGCCGCCGGCGCCACCACCACCACCACCACCACCACCUCCUCCUCGUCCUCACUCCCACCAGUCGCCGCAGGCAGCGCGGAUGAAAUGGACGAAAUCGCCUUCAUGAGCCAGCUUGAAAAAGACAUGGCCAACAUGAUGAGCCAGGCCGCGCAGCAAUCCGGCAGAGCAGACAACGAGGGCUUCGAGAACGGAAUCCACCAGGGCGCAGACGCAUUCACGAAACAGCUCGAGGAGAGCGGGAUCCCGCCGGGGGAUUUUCUCAAGCAGCUUCUGGCCGAUGUGAUGGCCGAAGAGGCGGCCGCGAAUGGCGGUGAUUCGGGCGCUGCAGCGACAACGAGCACCGAAUCCGAAUCCGAAUCUACAUCUACGCCGAAGUCUGCAGCUGGCGCUGGCGCUGGCGCGCCACCCCCGGACUCCUUCAAUGAUGCCAUCCAGCGAACCAUCAACCGGAUGAAAGAAUCAGGGGACAAAGCCACCGCCGCCGCAGAGGAGGACAACGCCGAUGACUUGAUCGCGCAACUGCUCAAGGCCCUCGAAGCCGGCACGGACGGCGCCGCCGGAGACGACGAAGGGGACCUCACCAAGAUGUUUAUGGGGAUGAUGGAGCAGCUCUCGAAUAAGGACAUGCUGUACGAGCCGAUGAAGGAGCUAGACACAAAGUUCGGUCCUUGGAUCCAAGAAAACAAGGGCAAGGGCAACGUGUCCGAGGCGGAUAUGGCGAGGUACGAGGCCCAGGCGAUCCUCGUCCGACAGAUUGUGGCCAAGUUCGAGGAGAAGGGUUAUACGGACGAGGAUGCGAAAUGUAGAGAGUACGUUUGGGAGAAGAUGCAAGCGAUGCAAGCAGCUGGAAACCCGCCCGACGAACUCGUCGCUAAUCCCUGGAUGGAUGAUUUGAACAAAGGUGGUGUCCCCGACUGCCCGCAGCAAUAA
Aspergillus ochraceoroseus IBT 24754 is the source of this 1140-nucleotide messenger RNA. It is a transcript of the gene pex19, whose product is annotated as putative peroxisomal membrane protein receptor Pex19. Gene Ontology annotation, cellular component: peroxisome; peroxisomal membrane. The coding region runs from base 1 to 1140 and encodes 379 amino acids. NCBI's taxonomy places the organism in Eukaryota, Fungi, Ascomycota, Eurotiomycetes, Eurotiales, Aspergillaceae. Gene Ontology annotation, biological process: protein import into peroxisome membrane. The transcript is spliced from 2 exons. The record is from RefSeq and is a predicted model, not a curated record.